Messenger RNA from Carassius carassius (crucian carp), 465 nucleotides. Its product is annotated as mucin-5AC-like. Lineage: Eukaryota; Metazoa; Chordata; Actinopteri; Cypriniformes; Cyprinidae. The annotation marks the transcript as partial. The record is from RefSeq and is a predicted model, not a curated record. The transcript has a single exon.
ACCACUAGUGCAGCAGAAACAUCUACAGCAACAGAGCCCUCCACAUUCACAACAGCUCCUGCUGAAACAUCCACCACUAGUGCAGCAGAAACAUCUACAACAACAGAGCCCUCCACAAUCACAACAACUCCUGCAGAAACAUCUAUCACUAGUACAGCAGAAACAUCUACAACAACAGAGACUUCCACAUUCACAACAGCUCCUGCUGAAACAUCUACCACUAGUGCAGCAGAAACAUCUACAAAAACAGAGCCCUCCACAAUCACAACAGCUCCUGCUGAAACAUCUACCACUAGUGCAGCAGAAACAUCUACAACAACAGAUCUCCCCACAUUCACAACAGCUCCUGCUGAAACAUCUACCACUAGUGCAGCAGAAACAUCUACAGCAACAGAGCCCUCCACAUUCACAACAGCUCCUGCUGAAACAUCCACCACUAGUGCAGCAGAAACAUCUACAACAACA